This is a messenger RNA of Lottia gigantea (owl limpet), 2661 nucleotides long. RefSeq lists its product as hypothetical. The transcript has 12 exons. The coding region runs from base 15 to 1322 and encodes 435 amino acids. NCBI's taxonomy places the organism in Eukaryota, Metazoa, Mollusca, Gastropoda, Lottiidae. Gene Ontology annotation, biological process: ribosome biogenesis. The record is from RefSeq and is a predicted model, not a curated record. Gene Ontology annotation, molecular function: protein binding. Gene Ontology annotation, cellular component: preribosome, large subunit precursor.
AAAAAAAAUUCAAGAUGGAAGACGAAAAUACACCACAUGUUCAAACAAAGUUUUUCACCAAACAAGCCCAAUAUUCAGUACCUGACACACCAUUUUCCGUUCCUGUGUCUGCUGGUGUUGAAGAGUUAACUUCUCUUAUUAAUGGGUUAUUGACAGGAGAUGAACCUCAGAAGGAAGAUACAGAAGUCAUUAAGUUUGAUUUUCUGGUUCAUGAAGAAUUUUUAAGGAAGCCUCUGAAUGAAUUUUUAGAUCAAAAAGAUAUCUCAUCUGAAACAGUUUUAGAAAUAGAAUAUCUUGAACACCAUCCAGCACCUCAACCUGAAAACUCACUUCUACAUGAUGAUUGGGUCAGCUGUUUACAAGGUUAUAGUAAAUAUGUUAUAUCUGGGUGUUAUGAUAAUACUAUUAGAUUAUGGAGCACAGAAGGAGAAGAAAUAAUGACUAUACCAGCACAUUCUGGCCCAGUUAAAACAGUACAAUGGAUCACACAAGACCCAGACGACAAAGCCCCAAUAUUUAUGAGUGGGUCACAUGACCAGACAAUCCAUAUAUGGCAAUGGAAUAUUGAAAAGAAAGAAGUGGAUUGUAUUGUGACCUGUAGAGGUCAUACAGAGAGUGUUGACUGUUUGGCUGUGGAUGCAGAAAAUGAAAGGUUUUGCAGCGGUUCGUGGGAUAAAAUGUUAAAAAUUUGGUCAUCAGCCUCAACUGCAGAAGAAGAUACAGCAGACGACAGUAACACCACAGCACCUAAAAAGAAAAAGAAAACAGACCAUAUUGUUCCUACUAGGGUUCCUAUAUUAACACUGUCAGGCCAUAAAGAGGCUGUAUCAUCUGCUUGUUGGCUGAACUCAGCAGAAGUGUGCACAGCAUCCUGGGAUAAUACAUUAAGAUUCUGGGACAUCAACCGAGCCUCAGAGAAAUCUCAAUUACAAGGACCUAAAGCGUUUUUCAAUAUUUCCUACUCAGCGUUAAAUGGUACAAUAGUUGCUGGUGGAUCUGAUAGAUUUGUGAGGUUGUAUGAUCCUAGAUCAAAUGAUGGAGCUGUGGUCAAAAGUGUAUUUUCUUCACAUAAAUUAUGGAUUGCUGGUGUAGCUUGGUCAUCAACCAAUGAAAACCAUUUUAUAUCUGGGUCACAUGACAGUCUGGUGAAAUUAUGGGAUAAAAGAAGUCCUAAAGCACCACUGUACGAUAUGGCUGGCCAUGAAGAUAAAAUACUCGCUGUUGAUUGGUCCUUACCAGAGUUAAUGAUGUCAUCGGGAGCAGAUAACAGCAUCAAAAUAUAUUCUUACAGUGAAACUAAACAAAAAAUUGGUGAUUCUUGAUUUCAAAUAAAUAUAAAUAAGCACUUUUUUUUGUGGAAAGACUUCCAAGCAAACUCUCGAUUGCACUGGCUGUGGCAUUUUUCUUGCCAUGAAUAACAAGUGAUUGCCUAGCGAGAUAUGCCCGCUUCUCUGAUAAAUUUUCAGUGUAACAAAGGCAAUUGUCAAAAUUCUAACUUGUCCCAAGAUUUUUAACCAACGUAAAAUAUCAUAAAAUUCUGACUUAAACUGCCAAAAAAUGAUGGAUUGGCAUACUUUAAAAUACAUAACAUUAUAUAAUUACGCAAAUUUUUUAUUGCAACAUGUUACAUACACAUAAUUAUUAUACAAACAAACUUAACACAAAAUAACACAUACACAAUUAUUAUACAAACAAACUUAACACAAAAUAACACAUACAUAAUUAUUAUACAAACAAACUUAACACAAAAUAACACAUACACAAUUAUUAUACAGACAAACUUAACACAAAAUAACACAUACACAAUUAUUAUACAAACAAACUUAACACAAAAUAACACAUACACAUAAUUAUUAUACAAACAAACUUAACACAAAAUAACACAUACACAUAAUUAUUAUACAAACUUAACACAAAAUAACACAUAAACUUAACACUGAAGACAUAUACACAUUUACACAAAAGUCCAAAUGAAAUUACACAAAUUUGAAAUUUCAUUCAGAAUAACACAACAAAAUGAUAAAUAUACUUAAGACAUCUACAUACAGACUAUUUGUUUGUAGUUUAAGUAAUAAUGAACCUUACACAACUAUACCUAUGUGAACUCUCUGAAAGGACCUUAAAAGAUAUCAAGUUGACAAACCUAAACACCAAAUAAACAAUACUUGCAAUGUAGACUCCCUGCAUGAGAUGUCAGAUUGAUAAAUCAUGUCUAAGAUUAUCUUGGUUACCUGGACUAGCUAAAUCUCAGUCUGUUUCAUUAAUUCUAUAGGAACUUUACACCAGAAUUUAAUUCUGAAAAGUAAUACAGGUAACUUAAAUUGAAGCAAUAAUUUAACCAUUUUAUUUUUACAAAACUGAAUUUGGGGAACAUAAUUUAAAAAUCUUGAAGCAUGAUUUAAUUCUAGUUUUUAAAGUGUCUCUAGACACUUUUAGCUUCUCUUCACACCUUUUGGCUUGAAUGGUAUUAACAACAGUGACAUCAUCUGGAAAAGUUUUCUGGAAUGACAAGGAACCUUUUCUAAAGAGAAAACAGGAUAAUAUAGAUUAUUGAUACAGUAUAAAAUAGAACCAAACACGUAAUAGGUCUUGGCUCAAUCAAUCUAAUUAAUCCUGUGAUAUUUUAGUCUACAUUGUAAUCUAAAUAAUUUUCUACCAAAG